Molecule: messenger RNA, 6259 nt
Organism: Mercenaria mercenaria
Lineage: Eukaryota; Metazoa; Mollusca; Bivalvia; Venerida; Veneridae
Product: extended synaptotagmin-2-like
Exons: 22
Coding region: 135-2582 (815 amino acids)
Biological process (GO): lipid transport
Molecular function (GO): lipid binding
Source: RefSeq, a predicted model, not a curated record
UCAGUUCCGGGGAAAAUAUGCCUCGGGUCAGGAAAAGUUUAUGACCCGUUGAUUAUUUGUGUAUUGCAGACGACACAGGUAAAAUAUUUAUAGUGUAGCAUCAGCGAAAAUACAUUAACUUCAAGGCCAACAAAAUGGCGAACGAAAAGCAGCCAGCGAAAACCAAAAGAAAAGCAGUAACCGAGGAUACAUUACUUGUCAGUGUAUUGAAAAGAUAUUUCAAAUAUGCAGGGGCUGCUGUGGCAAUCUGGGGAUUUGGUUACUAUCAAUUUAGCCCAGCAUGGAUUUUAUUAGGACUUGUUGUUGUUACUUGGAAGGAAAAACAUAACAAGUUGCAACAGAAAAAGAUAGAGAUUUCCCAACAUGCUGCAAAGAAUGAAAAAGAAGCAAUUUUAGCAAGAGUUGAGGAUUUGCCAUCUUGGGUGUUUUUCCCAGAUGUAGAAAGAGCAGAAUGGGUGAACAAGAUGGUUGCUCAGAUGUGGCCAUACAUCGGAGAGUAUGUGAGGGAACUUUUGAUGACAUCAGUACAGAAGACUGUACAGGACAGUGCAAGUGUGAUGGGAUCUUUCAAAUUUAUCAACAUCGAUCUCGGAGACAUUCCUCCAAGAAUAGGUGGUGUAAAAGUAUACACAGAAAAAGUGAAGAGAGAUGAGAUUUACAUGGAUCUUGAUUUAAUAUAUAGUAGUGAUUGUGAGAUUGAAGUGAAGGUAAAGGGAGUGACAGCUGGAAUCAAAGAUUUACAGCUUCAUGGUACCGUACGUGUGAUAUUUAAACCUUUGAUUAAUAAGGUUCCUUUCUUUGGCGGUCUCAGUGUCUUCUUUAUGAAUAAUCCGUCAAUUGACUUCAAUUUGACAAGUCUUGCAAAUGCUCUGGAUCUGCCAGGAUUAAAUGAUAUGUUACAGACGAUUAUACAGGAGAACAUUGCAAACAUUAUGGUGUUGCCAAACAGAAUUGUUGUCCAGACAGCACAGGGUCUAGAAGUCAGCAAACUCCGUUAUCCUCAGCCAGAUGGUGUACUGAGGAUAUAUGUUGUGGAGGCCAAGGAUCUUGUCAAGGCUGAUCUGAGUGUUUUAGGCAAAGGCAAAUCUGAUCCGUACUCUGUUGUUAGAGUUGGAGCUAUGAAGUUCAAGACACAUGUGAUAAAUAAUACAGUAAUUCCACAGUGGAAUAGAGUGUUUGAGACUAUCAUAGAUGAGAAAGAUGGACAAUUUAUGGAUGUAGAAGUGAGAGAUGAGGAUCCAGGCAGCAAAGAUGAUAAGUUAGGAAAUGUUUCUAUUGAACUGUCUCCAGUGGCGGAAAAGGGACUUAUAGACAAUUGGUUACCAUUGGAGAAUGUGAAAUCAGGGAAGCUGCAUCUGAAACUCGUAUGGUUGUACCUGUCCAAAAAUCCACAAAUGUUAAAUAAGCAAAUAGCAUCCAAUAGAGUGGACAACAAGAAGAAGGACACUGACGACCUGUCAUCAUGUAUACUGAUGGUGAACGUGGACUCCGCACGGGAAUUACCGCUGCUGUCCCAGGACUCGUUUAUGAGGUCCAAGAAGAUGUCGGAACCAUCACCAUAUGUGAUUGUAAAUGUUGGACAGAAAACUGAGGAGAGUAAGGUAGUGAAUGAUUCAACUGACCCACGCUGGGAACAAGGCUUCCGAUUCUUGGUCAACGAUCCAAAUUUCCAGACUGUUGAUUUCAAGUUAAUGGAUAAGAAGACAGACAAACAGAUUGGUGAGAUGACAUAUUCUCUUAAGAACCUUAUGUCUGCCCCAGACAUGGAGGUGGACAGAUUUUUCCCUCUAAAGAAAGCCGAGGGUAAUAGUGAACUCUCACUGAGACUGGCUUUGAGGGUACUGACUACAGAGCAAAGUGUGGUAGAUGAAAGCGAGAAUCUCAUGACGGAACCCAUUCCUGAUGCCAAGGAAACAGAUCUGGAUGAGGCAGCCACAAAGGACUCUACUAAACCGGCUCCAGCACCAAGCUCUGCAGGAGCCAAAGCUGGUGGGCCAAUCAAACCUGUUUCAGUAGAGACAGUUAAGGCUGCGUCCCCCCAGGCUCAAGGACAAAUCAUACCUCCUGCCAAGUCCCCGAGUCAGGAGAGAGAAACUGAAGUGAGACAGAGGAAGACACCAUCUGUAUCAAGUACUGAAAGCAACCUCGGAGCAUACAGGUUAGGUAGGAUUCAGAUCACACUCAGAUACAGUAUGCAGAGAGGGAAACUUAUUGUUGUUGUCCAUAAAUGCACUUCCUUACUAGCAUGCGACAAGGACCAUUUCUCAGAUCCUUACGUAAAGAUGUACCUUCUUCCUGACAAGGGAAGUAGCAGCAAAAGAAAAACAAAAACUGUUAACAAUAAUCUCAACCCGGUCUUUGAUGAAACAUUUGAAUACAGCGUCACACCUCAGGAGUUGCCAGAACGCAGCCUUGAGAUAACAGUGAAGAAUGAAACUAGCAUGUUCUCAUCCAGUCAGAAGGAAUUGGGCAUGGUUUUGAUUGAACUGAACAAAAUGGACAUUUCCAAAGCAUCCACUGAAUGGUAUGACCUGUGUCCAGAAGAUCAGAUUGGGAAGAAAGAAAUUGAAACAGACAUCUAGAGUGGGGACAGAUUGUGUUAACAAGGACUCGAGUCAUCUCGAGAUACAAAGUAUAACAUUUUUAGAGGAACAAAAAUACUCUUCUUACAACCUAUAGCUUCCUACAGAUGCAAUAUAAACAUUUGUGUUUUUGUCAUGUUGAAAGUUGUGUAAUACAUCUCAUUUGUAUGCAUUUAUAUGUUUUGCAAUUCAUUUCCGAAAAUAUAUGUAAAAUCGUUGAUAUUUAUCGUUCUGAUCAACACAAUAUCUAGCAUUUAAUUACAGCUUAUUCUGAAAUUUUGCAUCUUCCACGAAAAUUAUUUGCAUAUUUUCUUAUCUGUGAUCAAAAAGCACAAUAUUUUUUUCCUUAUUGUUUGGAGAAACUUGUGAAUUCUGAUUUGAAAUGACUCAGGACAUGACUCAGUUUAACAGGAGAUUAGCAUAGUCAGUAAAUCACAUCAAAGAUUUAAAUUUUUUAUGUUUGUAAAAUAAAUGUUCAGUUAUUUUGUAUGUAAACAAUUUCAUAGUGCCUACAUAAUGUACAAAAUAAUUUCGUUGAAAUGACUGCUUUGUGAAUGGUAGAAUUUGUUUUAUUCUUAAUAAAAGAAAUUAAGAAAUUUUAUUCCUAUGAAAAGUACUCUUUAAAAAAGUGUAGAAAAAAAAACAUUGUUACUUAAGUAAUUGAAUUUUGUUAACGAGUAUUUUAUAUGGUCAAGGACAGUUUGUUAUAUCUUGCCUCUAUUUUUGUAGCACAUGUACAUUCAUAUAUAUAUAUCACAUUAUAUUUAGAAAUAUAUGCGUCAGUCAAGGCAUAUCAGUAUCUACACAAUGCAAGAUAUUUAUGCACAUAUCGACACUGUCUCCAUACAGAGUUUUUCAAAACUAAAGAUAUCCUCUGGAUAGACUUUCCCCUUACCAAAUUUUGAGAGAAUGCUAUCUAUCUGGCUUGCAGAAUGUCAGUGGUUUUCACCCAGGAGUCCACCUGUCCCUGAAAUAGCGCUCAAAAUGGUUUCUAUGUUUAUAGCAAUGAAUCAAGAAAAAAUGCAUUUGAUACUGCAUGGCAAAUUCUAUUGUUUAUAAGGCAGUUUCUUACAUAUUGAUCAAUUUAUGUGGUACAUAUAGUUCAAAAAUAGAAGAAAUUUACUCUCUGAGACAGUUUAUUCACUGAAUAGAGUUUUAGGCCAAUUAUUGACAGAUAUGAUUUUAAUAGCUUAUAGUGAAUGUUACAUUUAGUUUUAGGAGGGCUUAUAGCGAUCUGACGUGCUUGAGUGCACAGCUACACAUGCUUGUAAAUGUUGUUACUUAAUCAUAUUGGACUUGUUUUGGGCAGCGUUUAGUUUUUAGUGGCACCAUUCAAAGGAAAGUUCAGUGGACAUACGUAAAAGUCCUUUUAUAUAGUUUGAAAAUGCAUGUAAUAAGAAAUAUACAACAUUUGAGUGAAAAAAAAUAUUACUGAGAAAGAAGGAUAAAUUUCCUGUGAACAGUAGAAAAAUUGAAUUAAUUAAUAAAAAGAAUCAUGGUUUCAUACUGAAAUACUUCAUCAUAUCAGUUUUUCAAAUCUGUCUGGUACAAAUGACUUUCCAGCUAGUUUAAAACACAUUUGGUUGAUAAUGGUAUUCCAUGUGGUGUCUUGAAAUUUGUAUUCAGUACAUGUUCAAGGUCAGGGUCUCUCAGAUUCUGAGAUACAGUGUCAUAGUUAGCCUUAUGUGAUGAAAAAAAAAAAGAUAUAUUUUUAAUGAUAUCAAAUUUGGUAUGUGAUACAUAGACUUGUCCCCAUGACAUACAAGAACGAAUUUUUUGUCUCCAGUAUAUCCGGUUUUUUGAAGAGACUUUUUAAAUAACCUGUAUAGUUUUAUAGUGCUUUUAUAGGGAAAUUUAAUUUUUUUAGAUUUAUUAUGUAGAAGGGAUACUUUAUAUGUAUAAUUAUGAUAUUAUGUAGAUUAAUUGAUCUUAUAUUUAGAUAUUAUGUGAAGGUUAGGGCCAUUGAUAUUGUGUAUUGGAAUAAUUAGAGAAUUGUCUGUGAUUUUGGUGUUAUAUAAUAUGGUUACUUUAAUAUAGAAACAACAUGGGUAUUUCUUGAUCUGACCAUAUGGCCAAUUUUCAUUUAAGUCUAUGAAAAAUUAACCACUUCAGUAGUCUAUAAAUGUAAUACUGGUUGCCUAAAUCUAUGCUGUGUUUUUUUUUCUGUAUAAAGUUUGACUGUGUUUCUCUGGGUUACUGACUUUCCAUGAUUUGCAUUGCAGAGACAUGUAUAUCUUACUAGUAGUAAGUUUGCAACUAAAUAUGUAUGGAUAGACAGUAAAAGAAAAGAAUAGUCUUGACAAAGCAUCUUGUUUGAAACAAUGAAGAUAGUGUCAUGUAUUUUAUGUAUGUUGACCGCUCUGCUUCUGUACUACUAUUUUAUAUAUGCAAUUGCUUUUUUGUUAAGUUUAGAAAUUCUUUUUUUCUUCAAUACUCGUACAUUAUUCAGAUUUGGACCAAGUCUUUCAUGCUUCCUCAUUAAGUCUGAUUUUAUUGCAUGAUGCACACUUUGACAGAUAUUUACAAUUAGUCUAUUACACACUUAAGUUGCAUUUAGGGCGAUAUUUGGGCAUUCAGAUAGAAUUGUUUUACUUUUAUAUGCAAAGGUAAUCUGUUUUUGGGGUGUGAGAGGAUAAGUGAUGAAAAAAAAAAACACAAAAAAAAACCCCUCAGAAAUUACAUGUAAAUCGUUAAAGUGUAAACUUCAUACUUUUGCAAUUUUUUCUUUCUUAUAUUUCUGUUACUAUUUCUACUAGCUCAUCUUUUUCUAUUUAAAUACAUUUCAUCAAAUCAGUACUGCAUUAUCAUAAAGAAACAGUCAGCCACUUAUUGCAUUUAGAUGAUGAAAUGUAAAAUGAUAUUUCUACAUUUUAUGUUGCAAUAAUUAAUAUGUUUUAAUCAGUUUUUCUUCAAGUCUUUUCCCUUUAACUGCAAGGCAUUUUGUGUAUUUUUUUUUCAGAUUUUAAAUUAUCAGUAUAGUGUUAGAAGAAUUUUUCUAGGCUGUACUUUUUCUUGUAUAGAUAGAAAGAAAAACAUUUUUGAUAGUAAAUGUAGGAAAAAUAUCAAUAUAUUUUGGGCAUUGAAAGCACAUCGAACUCAAGUCUAUUUGCUAGUUAGUAGGUUACACAGAAAACCCAGCAACCAAAGAAUCAAAGAUAACUUAAAGAAGUUUAUAUAUAUACCCUGGAAAAAACAUUACUCAGACCAGAGAUAAUAGAUCAGUUUUCAAGUGUUUCCAUUUUUCAGGAGUUCCAUUUAAGAGGGUUUCCACUUUUAAGAUUGCUUUACCCUUUUUUCAAGAACACUGUAUGAUAUCCACUAUUGUAAGAUCACAACUUUACUACAGUCAAAAUGUAAAUUGUUUUUUUUUCUACAAGAAUGUAUAAGAAACAGCUGUUAUUUUUUGCUGUGUCUCAGUGGCUUGUAUAUUUCUGCGAUGGAAAGAUUUUGUCUAUUAAUAUUAUGCUUUUACCAUCUAUCGCUAUCUGGAAAAUUAAGUAGGAUCUGAUUUUCAUUUAUGUAAUCUUACCAGUGGUAACAGAUCUACAAUUAGUUUUGUACAUAUACACUCAUAUAUGAAUAUAAUACUGGGUUGUUGCUUACCUUUUUCUAUAUUUUAUUUUAACACAUUUAUGCAUACUUGUUAGUGAUAUUAAAUACACUCUAAUGCUUAACAA